AUGGCCGCGGACACGGCAUCGCUCCUCGAGCAUCUCAGCCAGGACGAGAAUAGAAGCCACCUUCUGGCCCACGGAUUCGUCCUGGUCGGACACUCCAUGGGCGCCAAAGUCGCUCUGGGUGCAGUAGCCUCCCUCCCAGCCGGUCUCCGACGGCAGCUGCAAGGACUGGUGCUGGUUGCGCCCGCGCCCCCGGGGGCUCUGGAUCUACCGGCUGAAAUGAAGGAGCAGCAGAAAGCCGCAUAUGCGUCGGAUGAGUCGGUCCGCUGGACGGUCGAGAAUGUCCUCGCCAGCCCGGAAAACUUGGACGACGAGGAUAUGAGAUUGGUGGUUCGGGACAGCUUGUCGGGCAGUCAGCUGGCCAAGGAGGCGUGGCCGACGUACGGCAUGCGGGAAGAUAUCUCGGGGCGUGUAAGAGAGGCGUUGGCUUCCAUGGGGAGUGCCGGACUCUGCGUUCGUAUUAUUGUUGGGGAGUUGGAUGUUGUCGAGCCGAAGGAGCGCGUGGAUGCGGAGGUUCGUUGUUUCUUGGAAGAAUGUGGGAUACCGGUAGUGCUGAGGGUUGCUGCUGGCGUAAAGCACCUGGUGCCGCUGGAGUGUCCGGAGGUCAUUUACCAAGAGGUGUCUAUAUUUUGA
Molecule: messenger RNA, 630 nt
Organism: Aspergillus terreus NIH2624
Lineage: Eukaryota; Fungi; Ascomycota; Eurotiomycetes; Eurotiales; Aspergillaceae
Product: alpha/beta fold hydrolase
Exons: 1
Coding region: 1-630 (209 amino acids)
Source: RefSeq, a predicted model, not a curated record